GUUCACACCCCCGCAGUCUUUUGCUGUUCUCUACAAUACCAAUCAUCCACAUGCAGUCACCGGACCAGGCACCGGAAGUCUGCGUGCGAUGCAGAAAUCAGAAGCGCAAAUGCGAUAAGCUAUUACCUAUCUGCUCCCUCUGUAAAAGACUUGGCCAUCCUUGUCACUACAAGUCGCUCAUGGUAUUAGGAAAAUCGUCAGCUGAGCCGAUUACCACUCGAUCAGUCACCUUGUUUGAUGCAGACGUCCUCACUCUACAGGAUAUUUUCGAAGCAAUCUAUGCUCGUUUCAAAACGGCUAUUGGCAGCGAAUCAGAGGCGGGCAGAGUUGCUUCAAUUUACUUCCGAGACUUUGACUCGUGUUUUCCAAUUAUUGACUCUGCCCAGUUCUUUGAGCAGCUAUCGAGUUUCUGGUACUUGCACCAGGUCGAGUUUCGUCUGCUUGUACUUUCUAUUUAUCUGAUGACAGCUAUUCCAGAAGAAGGGGAACUGUCUCGUAAAGCCCAGUCCCUGUACAUCUUUAUAAAAAGCUUAAUUGGAACUUUGGAUGGAAUUGGAAUUAACUCAGUUGAAUUGAUACAGUGUCGCCUGCUUAUGACAAUGUUCGAGCUGGGACAUGGAAUGUGUCGAUCUGCAUAUAUCUCAGUCGGAGCGACAGUUAGGGGAGCUGCAGCUCUAAAACUACACGAUGAGCAAUUAGAAACCUCCCUCGACUCUUCCCAUGUCCUAAAAAGCCGAGAGACAAUAGCACGGGUAAAGUGGGCAGCACAAUUGAUGGACCUACUAGCCUCAGUCCAUACAAACAGUCCCAGUGCAUUCGCGAUGAUAGCGAACACGGAAGUAGACGAUAUGGAGGCACGUCAAAUGAUGAGCUUUGGUAAUCAAUUCGCUGCUGUCUUUCGCUCCUUAAAGAUCCUUGUACUGGCAAUGUCACAUGUGCAUGACUCCACAGCUCGUCACGCCUAUAAUAGUGCGCGCGUAAUGGAAUUACAACAAGUUUUGAAUGCCUUGAAUGACGUGUUGACGCAAGAAGCAGAAACAUCUCAACUAAAUAACGUCUCAAUGGCUUUGUGUUAUAGUGCUUCCAUGAUUCUAUUACAAAACUGGCAUCAUAUAUGGAACCACGAAGAUGAAGCAAGCGAGAAAAACUCUUUAUUAUUUCUAGAGCGGAGUAUGAAAGAAUUCAUCCACCAGUGUCGUCAGCUAGCCAAGGAUGCUCCACUAAACGAGUUGCACGGUGUUCUCAUUUUCACUGCAUUCCCCAUCUACAAGGCCGCUUCAAUUUUAAACUAUGACUCGAGGAGAAUUAAAAAUUUAGAUCGUCUUCAAUCUAUAGGAACUAUGAAAAGAGCACUUAAGAAUAUUAGUCGAAAAUGGCUAAUCGGCAAGCAAUAUUUGGAAAAGAUUGAAGAAGGAAAUACAUAGAAAUUUAUUACAAAGCGCGGAUUCUCGUACCUUAUCAUGAAUAUUUGCUCAUCGAUCCUACAUACAUUGGAAGGCUUUUCUGGCUGUUUAUCCUCUAUAUUUUGAACUAC
Messenger RNA from Talaromyces proteolyticus, 1534 nucleotides. RefSeq lists its product as uncharacterized. Gene Ontology annotation, cellular component: nucleus. The record is from RefSeq and is a predicted model, not a curated record. The transcript has 6 exons. Gene Ontology annotation, molecular function: zinc ion binding; DNA-binding transcription factor activity, RNA polymerase II-specific; DNA binding. The coding region runs from base 51 to 1424 and encodes 457 amino acids. Gene Ontology annotation, biological process: regulation of DNA-templated transcription; DNA-templated transcription. Lineage: Eukaryota; Fungi; Ascomycota; Eurotiomycetes; Eurotiales; Trichocomaceae.